GAAGAUGAAGGCUGAGCUCGCAGAGAUGCAGGGACAUAUCAAAAAUCACGGCGAUCAGCUUGCCAGCAUCCAGCAGUCGACAUCCACCACCUCAGAUGAUGUACGUGCGCUUCGUAACUUGCUCGAGGGUAGCUUAGGCGGCAACGGUGGCAAAGGCAGUUGGAACGCUCCUGGUCCCAAAGGUCUCGGCAAAGGAGCAGAUCAGGGUGUUCCCGCAGUCCACGAGAAUGGCCCCGUCAUGAACCCCAUGAUGACCAAGCAGAUGCACGAGACCGCGUUGUCGCUUCUUGGCGUGUCGAAGGAUCGAGCUGAUGUAUCGCAGUGGGCUGCGACGAUUCCCGAGGGUGGCCUUCCAUACUUGGCUUGGUGGACGGAGAUUGGCAAGAAGAAAGGACUCGACCAGUGGCGUCGCAAACUCAAGUCGCUCGGAGCCAGCGAGGCGCAGGUGGAUGGCAAAGACUUGGCCGCCAUGGGCACGCUCUUGUUUCAGUUUCUUGACGAGGAUGGGGAGUGGGCGAACACCGCCAUGCAGCAGGCGCCCCCCGCAGCAUGAGCUCCUCACCACGAAGCUUUAGAGUCUGCUGAUACCUGUGCCCAGGUCCAGGCCUUGUCUUCUUGGGGAGCUGUUGUCUCGGCGACGUCUUCGGGUCGUGAGCUCAUGAGUUGUGCACGCACAUGCUUAUCCUAUCUUUUUCCCAACUCCUUGUCCUCCCUCUCUGGCUUCAUCGUCUCCCUUUGCACGCUCGUGUGCUUAUGGUGCGCCGUGCAAGCAGCGAUAUUUGUCUUUAAUUUCAGAAUAUGGCUCACCACUAUCUUUGAGGGAAUUAGCCACGCCAUGUCACAUGUCCUGCCGUCCUUUAUCGGACACUGGAUCGGCGCACGCUUUCUGGCACCCAUGUUCCCCUCCUUCUUCCCUGGUGGUUUAGCCGCAGACGAUGGUAGCUUGUCUCUUGAAGGCCAGGGGAAUGGCCUUGAUGUGAUAGCAGGC
Messenger RNA from Prorocentrum cordatum, 988 nucleotides. NCBI's taxonomy places the organism in Eukaryota, Dinophyceae, Prorocentrales, Prorocentraceae. The record is from the annotation of a GenBank genome assembly.